Messenger RNA from Spinacia oleracea (spinach), 1772 nucleotides. Its product is annotated as triose phosphate/phosphate translocator, non-green plastid, chloroplastic. The transcript is spliced from 9 exons. Lineage: Eukaryota; Viridiplantae; Streptophyta; Magnoliopsida; Caryophyllales; Amaranthaceae. Gene Ontology annotation, cellular component: membrane. The record is from RefSeq and is a predicted model, not a curated record. Gene Ontology annotation, biological process: transmembrane transport. Bases 280 to 1536 code for a protein of 418 amino acids. Gene Ontology annotation, molecular function: transmembrane transporter activity.
GACAACUUCAUCCACCAACCCCCAACUAAAUAGAAUCAAAAUUCAUCCCCUCUUUCUCUCAAAUCACACCAAAAUUUUUGCAAUAAUAAAAACAAUUUUUUUUUUGAAAAAAAGACACCCAAUUUUUUUGGAAAUAUUUCCAUAAAAACACCAAUAUAAAGAGCAAAAUACUACACACCUUUUUCAUUUUCUCUCUCCUCCUCCACUCCGCACUGUUGCUCUUCGGCGGAGCCUCCAACGCUUGCUCACCCUUCUUCAUUUCCCCCCAAAUCUCCCAAAAUGCAGAGCUCUGCAAUUUCAAUCUCACCUUCAUUACCACAUCUUAAACCUGUCCAAAACCCUUGUUUUCAACACCGUCGUCUCCUUCCACUCAAUUCGCUUUCUAUUCGUCCUUCUAUCUCCUCCGCCACCACUGCCGCACGGCGUUUAACCGUUGUUAGUAGCUCGAGUGAGGAUUCCAGUUUUAAUCUGAGCCGUAAAUCGUCGAGAUUUGAUGGAUUGGUUUCUUUGCCGUCGUUGAAGUUUUCCGGCAAGAGAUCGUUGAAGGAUGAUGUCGUUGUUAAAGCGACGUCGGUGCCUGAGAGUGCGGAUGCCGAUGAGGGUCCGAAAGCGAUGUCUAAGACUUUGGAGCUCGGGAUUUUGUUUGGGAUGUGGUAUCUUUUUAACAUCUACUUCAACAUUUACAACAAGCAGGUUCUGAAGGCGUUUCAUUAUCCCAUGACUGUCACAUUGAUUCAAUUUGCUGUUGGGUCAGUGCUUGUUAUCUUCAUGUGGAUGUUCAAUCUCUAUAAGAAGCCAAACAUUAGCGCUGGGCAGCUAGCUGCUAUUGUGCCAUUAGCGAUGGUACACACCAUGGGUAACCUCUUCACUAACAUGAGUCUGGGUAAAGUGGCAGUAUCAUUUACUCACACUAUUAAAGCCAUGGAGCCGUUUUUCUCUGUUUUACUGUCUGCUGCCUUUCUAGGAGAGAAACCUACUCCUUGGGUUGUGCUUUCACUUCUUCCCAUUGUUGGAGGGGUGGCUCUUGCUUCAGUGACUGAGGCCUCUUUUAACUGGGCUGGCUUUUGGAGUGCUAUGGCUUCUAAUGUGACAAACCAGUCUCGUAACGUCCUUAGCAAGAAGGUCAUGGUAAAGAAAGAGGAAUCCAUGGACAAUAUCACUCUCUUCUCCAUAAUAACAGUCAUGUCUUUUAUACUAUUAGCCCCAGUGGCUAUUUUCACAGAAGGUGUCAAGUUUACUCCUACAUAUAUUGAAGCUGCUGGAAUUAAUGUCCAACAAUUAUACACAAGGUCCUUGCUGGCUGCUCUUUGCUUCCAUGCUUACCAGCAGGUUUCUUACAUGAUAUUGCAAAGGGUUUCCCCAGUUACCCAUUCUGUCGGUAACUGUGUGAAGAGGGUGGUUGUCAUUACCAGCUCUGUUUUAUUCUUCAAAACACCAGUUUCACCUAUAAAUGCUCUGGGCACUGGAGUUGCACUUGCCGGAGUUUUCUUGUAUUCCCGGUUGAAGCGCAUCAAGCCAAAGCCAAAGGCAGCUUAAUUUUGACUGUGUCUACUUUCCUUAGGCAAAGAAUUGUAUUUUUCGAUUGGAAGAGCAAAGUUCUAGGUCAGAUCAGGCAUUUGAAUGUUUCUCUCUUAUUUUCAAUUCAAAUGCUUAGGGGGUUGGGUUGUGUUUAUCCCAUCAUUGAUAUUUUUUUCUCUUAUUUUGAAAGUAGUUUUGAGAAGUAGAUCCAAAUUCUUUCACCCCAUUAUUAAUCUUAAGCUUUUCUUGCUCCC